Messenger RNA from Malaclemys terrapin pileata, 1688 nucleotides. RefSeq names its product mercaptopyruvate sulfurtransferase (gene MPST). The record is from RefSeq and is a predicted model, not a curated record. Bases 249 to 1187 code for a protein of 312 amino acids. Gene Ontology annotation, cellular component: mitochondrion. The transcript has 3 exons. Gene Ontology annotation, molecular function: thiosulfate-cyanide sulfurtransferase activity. Lineage: Eukaryota; Metazoa; Chordata; Testudines; Emydidae. Gene Ontology annotation, biological process: transsulfuration.
ACUCUGUGCUGCUGGAAAGCUUGUCUCUCUCUCCCACAGAAGCUGAUCUCAUAAAACAGUGGUUCUCAACCCGGGUUACGUGUACCCUGGAGGUAUGCAGAGGUCUUCCCAGGGGUACAUCAACUCAUCUAGCUAGGUACCUACUUUUACAACAGGCUAUACAUAAAACGCACUAGCAAAGUCAGUACAAACUAUAAUUUCAUACAGACAAUGGCUUGUUUAUACUGCUCUAUCUACUAUACACUGAAAUGAAACCCCAGAGACUGUCUGAAUCUGGCCAGGACUCGGGAGCAAUGUCUCAACAGUUCCUUUAUCGGGCACUGGUGUCAGCUAAGUGGCUCUCAGAAACCAUCAAGUCCCCUCAGGCUGGGCAGGCUGUGAAGAUCCUGGAUGCAUCCUGGUACCUCCCGAAGAUGAAGCGUGACCCCCGGCAUGAGUUUGAGGAGCGCCACAUCCCUGGUGCUGCUUUCUUUGACAUCGACCUAUGCAGUGACCGCACGUCGCCAUAUGACCACAUGCUGCCCAGUGCGGAUGACUUUGCAGAGUAUGUGGGCAAGCUGGGCGUGGGGAACGACUCCCACGUGGUCGUGUAUGAUGCCAGUGAUCAGGGUCUCUUCUCUGCUCCCCGUGUCUGGUGGAUGUUCCGGGCCUUUGGGCACCAUGCCGUCUCCCUUCUGGACGGUGGGCUGAAGAACUGGCAACGGGAGGGGUACCCACUGAGCUCUGGCAAGAACCGAGCAGUUCCUGUGGAGUUCCAUGCCUCCCUGGACAAGUCCCUGGUGAAGACCCAUGAGGACAUAGAGGAGAACAUAGAGUCACGUCGCUUUCAGCUUGUUGAUGCUCGCCCUGCAGGGCGGUUCAGAGGGACGGAGGCAGAGCCCAGGGAAGGAAUUGAGCCUGGUCAUAUUCCUGGCUCCGUGAACAUCCCUUUCUUGGAUUUCCUCACAGAAGCUGGCUUUGAGAAGACCCCUGAGGCAAUCCGCAGCUUUUUCCAGGAGAAGAAAGUGGACCUCUCAAAGCCAGUGGUAGCCACAUGUGGCUCAGGAGUCACUGCCUGCCAUGUGACCCUGGGGGCGUACCUCUGUGGCAAGCCAGAUGUGGCUGUCUACGAUGGUGCCUGGGUGGAGUGGUACAUGCGGGCGCGGCCUGGAGAGGUCAUCUCUGAGGGCAAAGGCAAGACCCUCUGAAGCAAUGCUUCUGCCCCUGCAGUGCAGACAAAUUGCCUUGGAACAGGCUUUCAGAGAUGGUCUUAGCCUUUCCUGUUUUAAAAUCAUGGUGGUAUUGAGUGACGGUCUUGGGUGACAAAUCUAAACUCACAUGGUUCUAGCCCCUUUCCCCUACUCCCCUCCCCCUUCUCACCCACAAACCACACCCCUCACUUUCUGGGCAUGGAAGAUGCCUUUUUACAGUAUCUUAUUGGGGUGGGGGGAAGCACUUGCCAUGGGAUGGUGGAAUAAUUGAUUCAGGCUGGACUCAUCAGCUGGGAUGAUCUCUCCUAUUUGGACACUUAGUGAGGAAGAUGAGUGGAGGAGCAGUUUAGGUUUCUCCUUAUAUUUGGACUCUGAUUUGUUCUCAGCCAGUUUUGCAUCCACUGUUGUUCCUGGGGAACUUGAAAUCCUGUUUCAUUUCUUUUUUUUUUUUUUAAAAGUAUCCAUUUCAAAGGUUACAUAAUAAAAACAUUUAAUGAG